AUGUCUUGUCAUGCUGGCUCUGGAUGGGAUCAAACAAACUACAGCUCCUAUUCAGAGAUUUGGCCUCAAAAUGCAGGCCAGUCAUAUACGGGCAGCAGUGCUUGCUGUCCUAUAGGCAUUGGAAUAUGUUAUGGAGGAGCAGGGGGCUUUAGCAGUAGGAGCGUCGGCUCCUGGGAACCAAGGCUUGACAGCAGCUUCCCUGCAAACGGGCAUCACAGUGGUGUCGGCGUCACACAUAGCUGCUGUGGCGCUGAAUAUAGCUACAGGCAUGCUGGAGCUGUUGCUCCUGGUCCAAUGCGCAUUGUGCCGGUGACUUGCAACGAGUCGCUGCUGCAGCCUCUCGACCUGAAGAUCGACACCAUGGCCUUAGCGGUUAAGUGCCAGGCAAAGAAUGAGCUCCAGAGCCUCAAUAGCAAACUGGCCGCUUUCAUUGACAAGGUCCGAUUACUGGAGCAACAAAAUGUGAUGCUGAAGACCAAGUGGGACUUCAUACAAGAAAAGAAACGUUACAAAAGUAAGGUGGAGCCCCUCUUCAACGAACACAUCUCCAUGCUGAAGAAGGAGAUGGAAUGUCUCGAAUUGGACAAAACCAAGAUGAAGGCUGAACGUAACUCUUUAGAACAAGCCAUGGAAGGUCAUAAAAGGAGGUAUGAGGAGGAAUGUAAUAAGCGGACGUCCACUGAGAAUGAGUUUGUAGUACUUAAAAAGGAUUUGGAUUGUGCUUUUACACACAAGGCAGAGCUGGAAGCCAAGGUGGAAAGUCACAUCAAACAAAUCAGCUUCUUGAAAUGUAUAUACGAACAGGAAACUUGUGAGCUCCAGGAUUCUAUUUCCAGCACGUGUGUCAUGGUGCAAAUGGACAAUAGCCGAGGCUUGGACAUGGGUCACACCAUUGAGAAGUUCCGGCAGCAGUACGAAGGCAUUGCAUCCAAAAGCCGCGCUGAGGCUGAGGCUUGGUUCCAGUGCCAGUAUCAAGAGCUCAAGACAAUGGCAGCCAAACACUGUGACAGUCUGCGUAAUGUCAAAGAAGAGCUUCAGGCUCUGACCCGUGUUGCUCACACACUGGAGUCAGAAAUUGCAAGUAUUAAAGCUCAGCGCUGCAAACUGGAAGAGGAGGUAGCUGCUGCUGAGGAGCGUGGGGAGAUGGCAGUGAAAGAUGCCAAAUGCAAGCUGGUUAGUAUGGAGGAUGCCCUGCACAAGGCCAAGCAGGACAUGGCCUGCCAACUGCGGGAGUACCAGGAGCUGAUGAAUGUCAAGCUGGCCCUGGAUAUUGAGAUCACCACCUACAGGAAGCUGCUGGAAGGAGAGGAAUGCUGGAUGAAUGAAGGAGAGUGUGCAGUGAACCUCUGCAUCCGGAGAAGCGAGGGGGCUAUAGUGUGUGAUGGUGCCUCCCGCCAUGGCCCAGCAUACCCUUCGUCACGUGGAAGCAGCCACAGAGGUGUAGGGAUCGGCGGCCACUCUGGCGCUACUUGUGGCGGCAGCCCUGCCACAACAAGCGCCCAUACCAACUGCAGAGAUGCCAGCAGCUCCCCUCACCCAGACGACCAUGGCACUCCACAUAGCUUCAGUGGUGGAAGUGCUCAUACCACCACACUGCGCUUUGUGUCCUCUGUCUACUCGUCCGGGCCUCCGUGA
Messenger RNA from Euleptes europaea (tarantolino), 1635 nucleotides. Its product is annotated as keratin, type II cuticular Hb5-like. The coding region runs from base 1 to 1635 and encodes 544 amino acids. Gene Ontology annotation, molecular function: structural constituent of skin epidermis. Gene Ontology annotation, cellular component: keratin filament. NCBI's taxonomy places the organism in Eukaryota, Metazoa, Chordata, Lepidosauria, Squamata, Sphaerodactylidae. Gene Ontology annotation, biological process: keratinization; intermediate filament organization. The transcript is spliced from 9 exons. The record is from RefSeq and is a predicted model, not a curated record.